AUGCAACAGAGAUCAAGAGGGAUCAACGCUGGGCUGCUUUUGCUCCUUUCCCAAGUCUACCACAUGGGGAUCAACAAUAUCCCACCUGUCACCCUAGCUACGUUGGCUCUGAACAUCUGGUUCUUCUUGAGUCCCGUGAAACCCCUUUAUGGCUCCUGCAUUAGCGUGGAAAAGUGCUACCAGCAAAGAGACUGGCAGCGUUUGCUGCUGUCCCCCGUUCACCAUGCUGAUGAUUGGCACCUGUAUUUCAAUAUGGCGUCCAUGCUGUGGAAAGGAUCCAAACUGGAGAGGAGACUGGGAAGUAGGUGGUUUGCUUACAUCAUCGUCACCUUCUCCCUGCUCACGGGGAUAGUGUACCUGCUUCUGGAACUUUCUCUUGCGACAUUUAUGGACGAACCUGCAUUCCAAAGGAAUUGUGCUGUAGGCUUCUCAGGAGUUUUGUUUGCUUUGAAAGUUCUUAACAACCAUUAUUGUCCCGGAGGCUACGUUAGUGUUUGGGGCUUUCCAGUACCCAACAGAUAUGCUUGCUGGGCAGAACUUGUGGCUAUUCACUUAGUCACGCCAGGGACUUCCUUUGCGGGGCAUCUGGCCGGGAUUCUCGUGGGACUGAUGUACACUCAGGGGCCUCUGAAGAAAAUCAUGGAAAUAUGUGCAGGCACUUUUUCUUCCGAUAUUGGUUACCCAGGGCAGCAAUACUACUAUCAUAAUGCAGGCUACUAUGGGUAUCAGGACCCUCCUCCACGUGGCACACCAGGCUACUACCAAGAUGCACCCUGGAACUAUGAUGCAUACACAGCGGGGCUGAGUGAAGAGGAACAGCUGGAGAGGGCAUUAAGAGCCAGUCUCUGGGACCGAGGAAAUGCCAGCAGUAACCCACCACCCUAUGGGUUUCACCUCUCACCAGAAGAAGAAAUGAGGAGACAGCGGCUUCACAGAUUCGAUGGCCAGGGCCACGGCACCGCAUCAUGA
This is a messenger RNA of Chrysochloris asiatica (Cape golden mole), 969 nucleotides long. It is a transcript of the gene RHBDD1, whose product is annotated as rhomboid domain containing 1. The transcript has 6 exons. Lineage: Eukaryota; Metazoa; Chordata; Mammalia; Afrosoricida; Chrysochloridae. Gene Ontology annotation, cellular component: membrane. Bases 1 to 969 code for a protein of 322 amino acids. The record is from RefSeq and is a predicted model, not a curated record. Gene Ontology annotation, molecular function: serine-type endopeptidase activity.